Molecule: messenger RNA, 642 nt
Organism: Alternaria incomplexa
Lineage: Eukaryota; Fungi; Ascomycota; Dothideomycetes; Pleosporales; Pleosporaceae
Exons: 1
Coding region: 1-642 (213 amino acids)
Source: RefSeq, a predicted model, not a curated record
AUGUCCAACACGACUACCACAACCAUCAAGCCUUUCAGCCUCUCGGCUCCACCAAACACUGACAUCUGGCGCAAGCCUCCCAUGCACAACGCCUUCAAUGCAUCGACCUACCCAGAGCAGCUCCCAACCUACACUCUGAAGAACUUUCAGCGAGCGCAGCUGUCGUUCGAGCUUCCACCAUCCGACCAACUCCGCCAAUACGACCAAGCCGGCCUCUUGCUGCAUGUCACCAAGCCAGGUGUUCCAGACAACCAAACCAAAUGGAUCAAGACUGGCAUCGAGUUCUAUUACGGAAAGCCCUACGUCGCGACCGUUGGCUGUGAUGCUUGGGCUGACUGGUCGCUUACACCCAUGCCUGAGUUCAAGAACGGUACUAUGCCUGGUGCUACCAUUGAGGCGAGGAGGGAGAGCGAUGCGCUCGGUAACAGUCUUUGGAUUUACUGGAUCAUCAAGGAUGAGGCUGGCAAGGAGGUCAGCAGGCAGCCGUUGAGAGAGGUCACCUGGGUUCUUGCGGAGGAGUAUGAGCGAUGGAGCGUCAGUAUCGCAGGAUACGUUUGUCGCCCGACCACGGCAGGUGGCGAUGGGAUGCUUGAGGCGGAGUUCAAGGACGGUCUGGAGAUCGAGACUCUCAAUCACGUGUAA